AAUGAGAUACAGAUAGAUAAUAUAAUAAGAAGACCUCCCGUUGUUUCUAAACAAAACAAAAUGGCGAACCCCGUUGCACCCUCGACGUCUGUUAUAGAUGGCCAAAAUAGUAAACAGAAAUUUAAAAAGAUGCCAUCUUACAAUUUUAUAGAAUAUAUGAGACUGAUCGUCAGAGAUGGAACAUAUGGGUAUGUGUUUUGGAGUAUAUUUCAAGGACUUGCGCCAAUGAUCUGGUUCUACCCCCUGAAUGAACUUGAAAUAUCAGGAUAUGAAGCUUUUGCAGUUGUGUGGCUAUCUCCUGUUUUCUGUUUGAUUCCGGGUGUGUUGCCAACACUUCAAAAUAAGUGGGUUCUGACCCUGUUGCGACUGCUCACAGUGUGUAGCUUGGUGUCCUAUCAGGCAAACACAACAUUUCUUAGACUGGCUGUCCUGGGGGGAGGGGCAGGGAUAUCAAUGCUGGUCCUUGUUGCAACACUGUGGCAUCCAGCCAAAGCUGUGAGGUAUCGGACAUUCUGGGGCUUGAUUGUUGGCUAUCAUGCUUACUUGGCGAGCCGUGUAUGGUUCACGUCAUUCGUUCCUGCAUGGUGGGACCAGUACAGCAACUCCAUCGUUUUGGCUGCAGGACUUGUCUCCUCAUUAGGAUAUAUUCUGGAAGAGACCCCAGUGGUUGAGUCUCCCCCUACAGCGGAGAAAUCAGACGGCCAGUGUAGCUGGGUCACGUCUGGUCUGGGCCUGGGCAGUCUACUGUACCUGACACACUGGUGUUUUGGUGAGGCUUCCCUCCUGGCCCGCUGGACGGUCAAAGGUUACCCCAACCAUGGGCCUGAACCCCUCCCAUGGGGCUCAUUGGUUCUCCUAGCCCUUCUCCUAGGCUCAUUGUUUCGCCGAAGACAGAGCACACCCGUGUUCAACGCAAUUGCUGCCGCAUUUUGCUUCUACUUCUUGUACUUUUACCAGGACCCGUAUCUGGCAUUUGGAGCGGGCUGCUGCCUGGCCUACCUGACCAUGGCCCUGUGGCCGGCUGUGGUGGACACGGCCACUCAGUCUCACCCGGCCCUUACACUCACUUUGGCCAGUUUUGUCUACAUCAUACAGGUUUUGUUCUGGGUGUGGACAGUGGCCUACAACUUUGUGCCUUACGGGGAGUACACACGAGAACACACGGACUGGCUCAUUGGGGCUGUGAGUCUGGGCAUUCUCUUCACCACUCUCAUGCGUCCUAGCUCUGAGGAGAGUCAUACAGCUCUCUACUCCACACACACAGACUCACGCGUGCCUUCUUUUGGACAUUACGUCAAAGUGUUAUUGUUGGUAUUUCUGGCUGGCCAGUGUGGGAUGUUGAAGCGACACUUAGACUACAGGCCUGGUCACCCCUCUCACAAACUGGACAAAGUCAAUGCAGAGCCUAAUGUGUUCAGUGCUGCCAUCUGGACUUUCCACUUUGGCUACGACAACAGAGGCUGGCCUAGUAUGGAGAGAGCUGCUACAUUGCUAAAUGAUACAGGUGCGGAUGUCAUCACCCUGCUUGAAAGUGAUGCGUCCAAACCUUUCCUGGGUAAUAAUGACCUUGCUGGAUGGUUGGCAGAAAAACUACAGAUGUAUGUGGACUUUGGGCCUGCCACCAAGGACCAUACAUGGGGGAACCUGAUCCUGUCCAAGUACCCAAUAGUCCAGUCAGUGCACCACCUCCUGCCCUCACCCCAUGGUGAACUAGCCCCCGCAGUGACGGCCAGCAUCAACAUCAGUGGCACUGUAGUGGACUUUGUGGUCACUCACAUGGGCAACGACAGGGACACUCUGGACAGGAAGUUGCAGGCACAGUUCUUGGCUGAGCAGCUCAGGACAUCCCGGCAUCCGGCCAUAUUCUUGGGGUAUGUGACCUCCUCACCCGGCAGCCCCAACUAUCAGCACCUGAUCCAGAAGGGAGAGGUCAAGGACAUUGACCCCACAGACCAUGACCGCUGGUGUGAGUACAUCAUGUACAAGAGAUUGAUCAGGCUGGGCUAUGCUCGGAUCAGCCAUGGGGGCCUGAGUGAUACAGAGGUGCAGGUCGGGACAUUUAGAAUCCCUGAAGACCCACAGAACUACAUGGACAAUGAGAAAGUCACAACUAGCCCAGACUCUCAAAACAUUGACAAGGACAUUCGCUACAACCACAAGUUCGGCAAACACCACCGGGGUCACGGCUACUUCAAGAACCAUGGCUUCCACAUGAACACACCCAAGUAUUUCUACAACUGACUUUGAGGUUUAGCUGUUUUCUAGGCUCUCAUUGCACUGAUAACACGCUCAUUAAGCACACGCUGUUGGGCUUACAUGCACAGCCUGUUGUGCUCAUUGGUACAUAGGCAGAUUUGAGAGCAUUCCUUGCUUUUGUAUCUAUUUUUUUCUAGAGAUAUGAAUUUGUUGUUGAAUUGUGAUUCUUUAAAUAAUAAGUAAAGUUUGUGCUCAAGACUUUUCACCAAAUCCUCCUAGAUAUUUUCUCCCAAUUCUCAUGAUUGUUGUUUUAUCGUGAGACAACACUUCAAUUUGUACAUGUGGAGUACCUCCAACCCCCCGCCCUUUCCCCCUUUCAUCUCUCUUCAUAAGGGAAAGAGGAGCUGCAGGCUGUAGACCACUGUAUUCGGCUUCUUGGACCAACUGUUCUGAUAAAAAGAGCCUUUUAUAGUCUCAUUGUAUCAUUUACAAUUAUGUUAACAUCCACAUACUCUGUGUGAUUCUCUCACUGGUAAGCUUUGGCUGAAUAGUUGAGCAUUUGUCUGGGAUGGCUAAGGACUUUAGGUCAUGGAUUGGCUGUUUGUAAUUUGCUCAUUAUUUGUAGGCUGUUUGUGAUUAUCUUGGAUAGUUGUAGGCUGUUGUGAUGUCCAGGAUAGUUGUAGAUUGUUUGUGAUUGGUUGGGAUAGUUGUAGAUUGUUGGUGACUGGCUGGGAUAGUUGUAGAUUGUUGGUGACUGGCUGGGAUAGUUGUAGAUUGUUGGUGACUGGCUGAAUAGUGAAUUAUAUGUCUGGGGAUGUCUGAAGAUUUUUUGAAGUGUUCAAGUGAGAGAUAGAAGUGAAAACGAUAGCACAGUCUACGACUUUGUCCAUAUACCUCACACACUGUCAUAUGGGAAUAUUUGAACUCACUGAGACUGAUAUAUUGUCUAUCUUGAUAGUCCUUGGAUCAUUCCUAAAAUUCAAAGGGUCAUUCAUUAUGCCCAUGUACUCUCAUUGCUACUUUGCACAUUGUCAAAAUAGCACAUCGUUGCACUGAUAACUGAUCCAUUGUCUUUGUUGUUAGCGCUUGGAUUGCUCAUAACGCUCAAAAGAACAUAUCAAUAACACCAAUACUGAAAAAACUAAUCUGUUACCUUUGUUGAUAGCCCUCAGUUCUAAUGUAGAGGCAAGACUGUGAUGUUUAUGUAUGACUCUUUAGACAAAGGGAAUGAACCUGUUGUUUAGAUGAUGUUGUCAAUACUGCUGAUUGAUGAAGGACCCUGGUUUAGACUUUUUCUCACUGUAGAAAAACUACAAAAACUUUUGCAACUUAGUUGCCUUUGUUGGAGGAUUUCCCCAGUAAAAAAUGUGUUAUAUAUAUAUGAAAGGCUCUGUGUCAAAACUGGCAAUCUCUAUUACUUGGACUAUUGCUUUUUCCCGAUUUAGAUCGCCAGCAAGAUCUUUAAGUUCUUUACUGCUUACAAAUUUUGUUUAUGCAACCAACAAUUUUCUACUGUUUUAGAUCUGUUUUUUUUCUUUAAUAGUAGUGUACAGGUCCUGAAUAAAAUAUUAAGCUUUUUUUUUUCUAUUUUUUUUUUUUACAAAGCCCUCACAUAUAAAGAUUUUUCCUACCUGCCCUUUUCAAAAACAGCAAUUUCAAGACUUAUGGUCGCUUUUAAGGACAAGCGGGCUAACCCAGAUUUCAGAGGUUUCCAGAAAUAUUGACCUACA
Aplysia californica (California sea hare) is the source of this 3926-nucleotide messenger RNA. RefSeq names its product PGAP2-interacting protein. Lineage: Eukaryota; Metazoa; Mollusca; Gastropoda; Aplysiida; Aplysiidae. Gene Ontology annotation, biological process: GPI anchor biosynthetic process. Bases 61 to 2241 code for a protein of 726 amino acids. The record is from RefSeq and is a predicted model, not a curated record. Gene Ontology annotation, molecular function: catalytic activity. The transcript is spliced from 17 exons. Gene Ontology annotation, cellular component: endoplasmic reticulum.